AUGGAGAAACCCACUUCAAAUUUCAAUCCAAGUCAAGAGAAUUUGAUAUGCUUAUAUCCAAGUAAACGCUGCGACAAUCCUCGUGGCAUCAAGCGGAAUGGCAAGCUCCACAACUUCUGCGAAUUCCACCGCAACAAGGCCAAUUACAACCAGCGUCGCCUUGAGCACAAGCGCAAGUACCAACAGGAGGUACGUCCUCUGGUGGACUCCCGUCCGAAAACACUGCUGCAAGGGAUAGUGGAUCCCAACGCAAUAGCUUCGCCUCCAACGACCCUCGAGCCCGACGACAUUUGGAUUCUACAAGAGCUACUGGACGUUGAGAAUGCGUCGAAUGAGAAUGCUGGUCACGCGAACUAAGAAUCAGGUAGAGCAGAGUAUCUCCUGCGCUUUUACAUUGUUCUAUGUGCGGACUAUGCUGUGAAAUAACUAGUUUGUAGGAGACUCCACAUGACCGGAGAUCCGGGGUAAAAAAAAACUGUGGUAUCAUCAAAGACAAGUGUUGAAUGGAACCCUUGCCUGAUGUUCAGUUGACAGAGUAUUAGAAAACGGAGGGCUAGUGU
Molecule: messenger RNA, 560 nt
Organism: Phytophthora nicotianae INRA-310
Lineage: Eukaryota; Oomycota; Peronosporomycetes; Peronosporales; Peronosporaceae
Exons: 1
Coding region: 1-357 (118 amino acids)
Source: RefSeq, a predicted model, not a curated record